AUGAACUCGCUCACUCGGCGCCUCGACAAGUACGGCGGAAAAAUAACAAAAGAGGAAAUCGAGGCCGCCUUUUGCGAAACCGAAGCCGCCCGCCAGGAGCAUGUCGAGUAUUCGAGAAAGACAUCCUUUGACAUGCAAGAGUCGCAAGCGAUGCAGAACAAGAUGUUCGUAACGGUGUUCCCGCUGGUGGCUAAGAAUAUGUCUCUCGAUGCGAAGCACGAUGUGAGCAGAAGCGUCAUGUUCAACACGGCAAAGCUGGAAAAGCUCCCACUGCCCUACCGCCCGCACUUUAUACCAUUCCAGGACGAGCUGCCGGCAAAGAAAAUUGCCAAUGGCCUUUGGAAUGCCGGUGCAGUCGCGGCGUACGCCGGGCUGUGGGUGGGCGCCAAGGCGCUUUGUACGUCAAACGACGCGCCGGCUUCGUUUCUCAAAACCAUUUUUCGUCACCUUACGGGACUGGGGCAGAAUUCAGUGCCCGCUUCGGGAAGUGCUACUCCGGCAGCACUGUACACUACCUCUCUGCUCAGCACCAUGGCCGUCUACUGGACGCUCGAGAGAUACCGGCGGUGCAAUAGACAAGCAAUGCUUGGCCCUCUAACGAAGCACACGGUAUUUUACUCGAUGGCCGCAGACGUCGUUGGUGCCUCAGCCGUCGUGCCCGCCUACCUGAGCCUCUCGGCCAUUAAGAGCGCAGGUGCUGUGGCUACCAUUAUGGUUGGACGGCCGGUACGACUGGCUGCCAUCAAGUCACUUGUGCCUGCUACUAUUGUUAGCUUUGCCAUCGCGGCUGUUGCUUUCUGGGUGGCAGCGCCGUCUAAGGGCGGCGUCGAGGCUACAUCUCUUUGGAGGCUCGCACCGCUACUCAUCGCCCCAGUGACGCAAAUCAUCUAUUCUCAAACCAAGGACGAGCAACUCCUAAAGAAUGACAAGAAGGGUUUCCUGGAUAUUGACAAUAGUGACCUACCCGCUCUCAAGUCACUCUACGGGGCACUAACUGGGGCUGCGGCGGCUGCGCACCUGGGUUUUGUAGUAAUGCCAUGGCUCAAUGGCUCGUCCCUACCAACCCUGCCGCUGGACAUGUUCAGGAACCGAGAAGUUUUUGUUUUGGCGGGCAGUCUCCUCGGUGGCGCAAUUACCAGCAUCGUCGGCACGAGACUACAGGGCUACGUGACGACCCGGGGUGCUGUUCGCACAGGAUUGCUGUCUUUGCUGGCACUUCCAGUUGUUGGACCUGCAGCUGUCUUUACCGGUGUUCGUUACUGGAAAGAAGUUACCACGGCCAAAUUUUGCUUCUGGAAGCCUGAGAAAGACAGUUCUAAGGCAUGA
Messenger RNA from Akanthomyces muscarius, 1326 nucleotides. RefSeq lists its product as uncharacterized. Lineage: Eukaryota; Fungi; Ascomycota; Sordariomycetes; Hypocreales; Cordycipitaceae. The transcript is spliced from 2 exons. The coding region runs from base 1 to 1326 and encodes 441 amino acids. The record is from RefSeq and is a predicted model, not a curated record.